Octopus sinensis (East Asian common octopus) is the source of this 2502-nucleotide messenger RNA. Its product is annotated as dynactin subunit 5. The coding region runs from base 68 to 619 and encodes 183 amino acids. The record is from RefSeq and is a predicted model, not a curated record. The transcript is spliced from 7 exons. Lineage: Eukaryota; Metazoa; Mollusca; Cephalopoda; Octopoda; Octopodidae.
UUGACACCGUCUGACCAAGGGCAGACAACCUGGUGACGUUGACCCUUUGCUGUGAAAUCUGGGAACCAUGGAACUUCCCGAAGUGAAAUAUGACGUGACGGAAUACAUCGAAACGGCUUCUGGGAAUAAAGUCAGUCGUCAAUCCGUUCUGUGCGGCAGUCAAAAUAUUGUCCUUAAUGGAAAGACCAUCAUCAUGUCGGAUUGUAUCAUUCGUGGGGAUCUGGCCAAUGUCAGAAUCGGCAGACAUUGUAUAAUCAGUGCCAAAGCUGUGAUUAGACCACCUUUUAAGAAGUUUAGCAAAGGUGUAGCAUUUUUCCCUCUCCAUAUAGGGGACCAUGUCUUCAUAGGUGAAGAUUCUGUUAUCAACGCAGCACAAGUUGGAUCUUUCGUUCAAGUCGGCAAAAACUGUGUCAUCGGACGCCGAUGCAUCUUGAAAGACUGUUGUGCUAUUGCUGACAAUACUGUCUUGCCUCCAGAAACAGUUGUGCCCCCCUUUACUCUAUUUUCCGGUUCACCUGGUCGAUUUUGCGGAGAACUACCAGAGUGUACACUUGAAAUGAUGUUUGAUGUAACCAAAGGUUUUUAUCAGAACUUCGUGCCUCUAAAUAAAAGCAAAUAGAAAAAUCUCCCUAUUUAUAUAUAUAUAUUUCAUAUCACAUUCAUUUCAGUGGUGAAAGUGGAACAAGUUUAGUCACACAUGCAACAGUUUGUUCCAUUUAUUGUUUAUCAGACCAAGUCAAAAUACUGUGCUACCUGCUUUCACAUUUUGCUGGAAAAUAAAAUCAUUUACUUUGAAAAUACAAAGCUAAAUCACAUGAACUCCUCUUUUUAUCAGAUUCUAAAGCUUCUGUUUUUUUUCAUACUUUUAUGAAUCAAUUUAUGGUUUAUAUGAAUUGCAGUUGGUUUUUUUUUGGGUUUCAGUACAAUCAGUGUUUUGUAUUUACCUCAUUGUGAGGCAACAGAUUCCUGUUCUAUUGGUGCUGUACAUCGGAUUCCAAACUUUAACAUAUGUACUGACACCACACAAACAAAACACCAAUAGCUUAUGGUUUACUGUAGCAUGUGAGUAGCCAACCCACAAACCACACGCUGUUGUACUUUCACGUCCAACUCCAGUUAUUGGUCGUUUUAUUAUUUUUAAGAUGGCAGAAUCCUUAGCGGCAUUUUGUCCCUCAUGUUCUGAAUUCAAAUUCCACCAAGGUCAACUUUGCCUUUCCCCCCUUUUUUUUUUUUUUUUUUAGGGUGGAUGAAAGAAGUACCAGUUACACACUGGGGUUGUAAUCGACUAGCCCCCCUCCCACAAUGUUCCAGGCCUUCUGCUUAUUAGUAGAAAGGAUAAUUAUGAAGGUGGCAGAAUUGUUUUUUGUGCUUAGCAGCCGUUUCGUCCAUCUUUGCAUUGAGAUCAGAUCCCAACAUGGUUGACUUUCAUCCUUUUCGGGGUCAAUGUAAUCAGCUACCCACUUCCCAAAAUUGCCGGCCUUGUGCUAAAAUACGAAUCCAUUAUUACUGUAUAAAAAAUGGUGACGUAUAGCACAUUGCAGUAUUUAAUUAUAUUUUUAAAUUCAGAUCCUACCAAAGUUAAUUGACUUCCAGAAGUGAGGAGGGGGGGGGGGAAUAGGGGCCAAUAAAAUAAGUAGCAGGUUAUGGUGGUGAGGAUCUAAUCAAUUCCUCCUCCUCCUCCUGCUGCCACUAUUAUAAUUAGAGAAUAAAAAAAUAAAUUUUAGAAUGUAUUUCCGGUCAUAUUGAAUUGUUUGCAGUUUUAAAGUGUUAACAUUUCCUGCAGCACAAUAAUUUUGGUAAUUCUGCUCCAGCUUCUUUUGGUUAUUUCAUGCAAUGAGGUAAUUAGAAAUCUUUUAUCUAUUUAUUUAAUUUUUCUUGAUGGGAGGGGUCAUAUUUUCAUUUGUGUCCUACAGUUGCUCAACAAAUUAUUCAUUGAAUAAAUACAUUAAUUAAAAUAUCUCAGUAAAAUAGUAAUCAGUGGGGGUUUUUUUUCAACCAUAUUGAACAUUGUAAACUAAUAAAUGAACAGAUCUUUGAUCCUAGUUUCAGACUACACACGUUUGUCCUUUUGUUUUUUAUUUUGGAAUUUUAAAUAUUCCAGGUGUAAUUUUUUUUCAAGCCAGUGGCAGAAGUUUAACAGAGAUUUGACUGUUAUUUCUAACAGGUCAAGUCAUCUCUGAGCCUCUCCACAUUAACAUUUUUUCAAGAGGUGGAAUGGUUGAUGGUAUCAAAGAAUGAAGAUAUUCAAAGAUGAAUAGUCUGUUUCUUUGCAUUUUCUUUCCAGUUUUAAUUAUUGUUAAAAAACAAUUUAAGAUUUACCUUUGUAAAAAUUCUUUGAAUUGACCUUGAACAAAUUCCAAGUAUUUCCGAUUCUCUUCAUCUCAUCCACUGGACAAAUUACAUCCUUGAGGAACAUAGUCCUGUGAGCUAAUCCUUCAUUAGAUCUUAUUCUUUAAUCCUUCUUCAAUAAUCACAAAAUUAAGAAUAUUUCUUGAUUAAUUG